CCAAAGGCAUGUCUUUCUGCUGCUUUAUAAGCUUUCUCAAAUUACAGUCUUGCUACCAAAAUAAGAACCAUACACUGUAUACAACAAGAAGCUCUAGUAAAUGACAGAGUAGUAAUAGUAGUCAAAACUGACCGGUUGCACUGAUUCAAACACUACUCUAGAUACCUGCAGAGUAAAACAUGCACUGCUAGUAUAGUAGUAGAUGUCAUUCUUCCCUAACCUCAUAGUCAAGCCCCUCUCUGUAGAUUAUUCAGAUAACACAAUACUUAUCACUCAAUUGGUAACCAUCGAUGUGUAUAACACAACAUUUACCAAAAUAAGAACCAACGUCGUCGGUAUGGGGCCGAUGAGGCCGGGGUUGGACUUGAACACGAUCUGUUCGAGCGAGGACGACGACGUGAACAGCGCGGGCGGUAGCUCGACGGGGGCCUGGGCGGCUCCAAAGCAACCGAAGAUGGAGAGCGUCCGGAGGUGCAACAAACCGCGCAGCGAGGCGGGGUCGAGCCUGGCCCCGGGCCUGCAAGGCGGGGUGGCGACGUCGGGGCCCAGGUGGAGGCGGGUGGCGCGGAGCACGCGCGUCGUCGGGCGCGAGCUCGCACUGCAGGCCCAGCCAUGGUGUGUCAGUGCAGGGCCGCGGGUGGAGCUGCAACCACACCGGGUCGCCGAGGAGGUCCGCCAUCACCCGGAAGAUGGCCGCCAGCUCCGCCCCCGGCAGCUCCGACGCCGGUGCGUCCCCUCCAGGGAUUGCAGGUGACAGGGAUCGCAGCUGGGAGGGUGAGGAGGGCGCGAUGGGAGUGGAGCAGAGGGGGAGGAUGUCGGGGGUUGGGGGCAGAACCGUGCACCAUGAACGACAAUUAAGGUGCUCAAAGUAUUAGGACAAGUGUCCCUACUCCCUAAGGUGUGGCAAUUAAGGUGCUCAAAGUACCAGAACUGAAGUUCCAGUAUUUUGCACAAAUCUAGGAGUGGUUUCAGCAUAACUUCUUACGACUGGUACAUAGGUAAGUGGAGCACGUUUAUCCCAGACCAAUCAGCUGGCCAGUUGCAAAAGUGGAGCGCUUUAACCUACUACAAUUGAUCAGUUAACCAGGCACGUCAAGGGCUUAGUUAUAUCCCUAUAGCUUAAAUAUCCAUCAUUCAUGCCCAAACAAUCAGCAGAGACCUAAGAUUUUAAAGUCCAGAUGAACAGGUACCCAGUUCAGAGGUGAAACAUAUGAUCGUUGAUCGCUAUAUAGGGAAGGACUGAUAGUAUUUUUCAGGUAUCGUAGUAUGGUUUCUGCUACAGUCUUGCAAGACUCAGCUAAAAACUACAAUAAGAAAACUGUUCCAAAGCUAACACUGAAGCUAAUCAAACUAAAUCCAGCCCCUCAAUGCUAACCACACUGAUGAUUUUAAAAACUACAUUCGACGAAUGCAAUGGCAUUAUAUGCCUAAGAUCCACAAAUCUACUCACCUGGAAACUGAAUCAUAAACCCAAAUAGUCAACUCUAUCUAUUUGAGUUCAAAUCAGCACAUCAAACAAAUAAGAUCUCUCACACCUUCUUGAAUCUGAAACUCAUGGACGAGCAAGCAAAUCACACGUUCUCGGAGAAGCAUCUGUACAUUCCCACCGACACCUCAAAAUCAUGCGCCAAGGGCGCUGAGAUCCAAGGUUUACCUCCCCAAACGCACCAAAUCAACAACUCAACCCGACGCAACCAAACCCAGAAAGGAAGAAAAAAGAAAACACCACGAGAUCGCAGCCGUCGAUCUUACCGACGGAGGAGCACUUGCUUCUGUCUGCCUCGAGCGCGGGGACAGCGGCGAGGAUGAAGGCAAAGGGGCAGGAGGCGAGUGGCGUGGGGGAGUAGGGCGGCGAGCAUUGCAGACGCCGGAUAGGGAGGGGAUAGCGACGACCGUUGAUGGCGGCAACGAAAGCGUGACCACCAUCCGGGAUCAAAGCGGAGCGGAGGAUGUCGGGGGUGGAGGCAGAACCGUGCACCACACCGGUGUGGAUGCCUACGCUCUACUCUUAAGAAGUAGUAGAGAUAAUAGAUAGUGGGCACGUAAGAAUGAGAG
Molecule: messenger RNA, 2055 nt
Organism: Zea mays
Lineage: Eukaryota; Viridiplantae; Streptophyta; Magnoliopsida; Poales; Poaceae
Exons: 1
Coding region: 203-754 (183 amino acids)
Source: RefSeq, a predicted model, not a curated record